AUGGUGGAAACUCGAGACUCCAUCCUUACUGUUUCAGUUCGCCAAGAUCUAACUGAGAAGCUAAGUACAUAUUUUGCUAUGAUAAUCCCAAUCGAAGGAAAAGAAAAGUUCAUUGAUGAUGAAAAUGAAGAGGAAGUUUUGUCGGAGAGUGAAAAGCUGGUCAGGAAGAAAAGAGACAAGGAAGAUAUCGAUGAUCCGGAUGUUCACUGGUUAGAGCCAACGACGUCCUUUGAAUUGAGAAAUACUUCUGAAUCUCAGAUCGACUUCCCUCUUACUCUGAAAGCUUUCUUAUUCCAAGGCUUCAAACAUAUUGAGAAAAGUCCUCUUUCGGACUAUGAAGUCAAUAACAAGAUCUUUGUGUUUUAUCUUAACCACAACCAACCUCAGUACGAGAUGUGGAGUUUAAGGAAGCUUCUAGCUACGUGUAACACCCCCCUCUGGCACGUAUCACAAUAUUGUCCGCUUUGGGCCACUCGGCACGAGGACUUCCCAGGGGGUCACCCAUCCCGGUACUACUCCCGCCCGAGCACGCUUAACUGCAGAGUUCUUAUGGGAUCUGCUGCCCUCACGGCUUUAAAACGCGUUGUGAUAGGGAAGGUAUCCACACCCUUUAUAACGAAUGCUUAG
This is a messenger RNA of Lactuca saligna, 627 nucleotides long. NCBI's taxonomy places the organism in Eukaryota, Viridiplantae, Streptophyta, Magnoliopsida, Asterales, Asteraceae. The record is from the annotation of a GenBank genome assembly.